AUGUUUCCGACAAGAGCCCUCUUGACACAAAAGGUUUACAAGGCUAAAAAGCCAUGGCCUCCCGACUUCUCGCUUCUCUCCCAAAAGCACCAAUUCCGACUUGAACGGCGGUACCGAAGACGGAUGAAGUUGAAGUUUGCACGGCCACGGCUACACAAGGCUGUCAACCUGGCGCAGGGAGUAAUUAUCAGCGCUGUGCUACUCUGGGGAGUAUUUAUCAAUGACUGGGGGGAGCGUGGAAAUAGGCCGGUUCAACCCAUUCGUAAUUGGGUUUCUGAUUUGAGGAAAUCUUUCUGGAGUACACCCUCGCGUCCCGAAGUCUCUAAACAACCCCGGACUCCUUCAUCCUCUGGAAGUAUCUCUGAGGCAUCUGGCCGAUAAGAUUGUCUGAGGAUGGGUUGAAGGUGGGCUGGGGAUGGAGCGGAUGGCCUACAUGAAAGCAUUUUCAACUUCAGAGGGGCCUUGGACAACACAGGUCAUGGCUCCGGUGUCACCAGUGUAUAAGGUGUGUUGUUGUGCCGAGUGUCAUAUCCAUGCUAGAAGUUAGGGAUUUCUACAGUCUCUUUCUUUUCUCGUAGAGUAUGUCGGUUUCCUGUAUAUACCAGAACUUCCCAAUUCUAUCUUAAACUCCCGCGCCCAAAGGGUGGACAUAUUGCGAAAAAACUACGAAAUCGGAUAUCAAUAUAA
Molecule: messenger RNA, 687 nt
Organism: Tuber melanosporum (Perigord truffle)
Lineage: Eukaryota; Fungi; Ascomycota; Pezizomycetes; Pezizales; Tuberaceae
Exons: 3
Coding region: 1-381 (126 amino acids)
Source: RefSeq, a predicted model, not a curated record